AAUACCGCGCACUCACAAUCCCACAGUGGGUGCACACUAUCAGCAGCGAUCCGACAGUUUUCACAGUUUAGUUCCAACUGGAGGCGCACAUGGAGAAGAGAGACAGAGUCUAGGAUCCGGGAUUAUUUUCUCUUUAUUUGUGCUGUCCUCCAGUCGGACUGUGUUCAUUAUGUUCCAUCAGCUGACGGAUCAGACUGUGAACGGCAGCUGCCCUGGACCCGCAUCCUCCUGCAAUAAGAGCGCAGAUGGAGACGCGCUCCAGCUGCCCACUUUCUCCACAGCGGCUAAAGUCCGUGUUAUUAUCACCUUCACUUUAUGCGCGGUGUCAGCUGUGUGUAACUUGGUUGUAUUAUGGGCUGCCAGCAACGGAGGCAAGCGCAAGUCACACGUCAGGAUCCUCAUAAUGAACCUGACCGUGGCGGAUCUGCUGGUGACUUUCAUCGUGAUGCCUGUGGAUGCGGUGUGGAACAUCACGGUGCAGUGGCAGGCGGGAGACUUCGCUUGUAGGCUGUUGAUGUUCAUGAAGCUGGUGGCGAUGUACUCCUGUGCUUUUGUAACUGUAGUCAUUAGCCUGGACAGACAGUCAGCCAUCCUCAACCCCCUGGGUAUCAGUGAAGCCAAAAGGAAAAGCAAAAUCAUGUUGACUGUGGCGUGGACCAUGAGUGUGGUCCUCUCACUCCCUCAGAUGUUUAUAUUUCACAAUGUGACCAUCACAGUCCCUGAGAAUUUCACCCAGUGCACCACCCAUGGCAGUUUUGUGCAGCAUUGGCAGGAGACCCUCUACAACAUGUUCACCUUCGUGUGCCUCUUCCUUCUACCUUUGGCCAUCAUGAUCUUCUGUUACACACGAAUCCUCAUUGAGAUCUCCAGCCGCAGUACGUUGCUGUCUAGAGAUGUUCAUCUACGUCGCUCCCAUAACAAUAUCCCUAAAGCUCGGAUGAGGACUCUCAAGAUGAGCAUUGUCAUCGUGACAUCAUUUAUCAUUUGCUGGACUCCGUACUACCUGUUAGGCCUGUGGUAUUGGUUGUUCCCCGAGAAAAUGGAAGAGACAGUCUCUCACUCUCUGACUCACAUGUUGUUUAUCUUUGGCCUCUUCAACGCAUGUCUAGACCCCAUCACUUAUGGUCUGUUUACCAUUCAUCUGCACCAGGGUCUCAAAAGAUGCUUUCGAAUAUCAAACACACAGAGUGAUCUAGAGAACAACACCUGCCUCAUACACAUGACCAGUCUGUCAUCUCGCAGGCAAAAGGCCUCAGGUAGGCCCAGUGCAAACAUAGAGGAGAACAAUGUCAACAACAGCACUCCAAGUGGCUCAAGGCCAGUCAUCCCAGUAAGCCAGAUAUAAUGGUUUAAAGCACCUCAAAAAGAAAAUAUCUGCUCUCUAUCAGUCUUUUUCUAGAUGUGACAGCUGGUUCAGUAGUUUUGCUUUAGAGUAUUGAACAUCCGUAGAGUCUAUGUUCUCUUGCCAAAUGAAUUUGUUCCCUUUGUUCCACUUGUGUCUCUAAUCGAUGGUGUAUUAUGACUCAUCCAUGGUCUGUUCAAUUUCUUACAAUUUGUUCGCAUAGAAUCUGGGAUGGCAUUGAUGAGGAUCUGAUAAAACACAGCAGGGUGAUGCGUGUCAUUUCACUUGCACAGUAUUUUACCAGGACUGAAUAAUGCAACACAUCGCACAGUAUUUAGGUUGAAAUUCAGUGCGUGCUAUAAAUGUACAGAGACAUAAUCCCACCUGUAUUUCCAGUCAACAUUAUUGUGGGUAUAAAGAAGAACUUUGACAAGUUGAAGGCACCAGUUAGAACACAUGCAGCUGCUUAAUCUACUGUGUUUUAAUGGUGUGAUAAUGAUUUUCUGUCAUUAUUUUCUGUGGCAAAGCAAACUAAAUGUGAUUACAGACAAUAAAUUACUCAAUAACUGUGAUCAAAAAAUAUCUAUACUGAUCAGAUUUGUCUUUUGUGUUAUCUCAGUGCUGUGUGUAGAGGUUUUAUUUAUUUUUCUCUGAUAUCUUUUAAAAAUUAUCGCCGCAGUGUCUUCUGAUCAUUGCUAAUUCAAUGAAAACUAUUCUAAACUGUAAUUUGUAGUGCUUUGUGUGCAGUAUAAAAGACUGUGAUGUACUUUUAUUACAAAAAUGAAUGUUUUAACAUGAUUAUCAACCAUGAUGGCCUUUUGAAUAAUGUUAUUUAUGAUGUACAUGAAUGUACCUUUGAGCACCAUCUCUGUGUUACACAAAGAGUGGAGACAAAGCUGUUGAAAAUAUAUCUUUAAUAUUUUGUGAAUUGUACUGCUUUCUGUGUCUGAGAUUAUAUUUAAUACUUAAAACUGUUUAAUAUUGUACUUGCAAGUUCUCAGUGAAGUGUUUAUUCUGUUUAUUUAUGUUGUAAAUCUCCCCAUACCUCAGAAAAUGUGCUCUAUUGUAUUUGUUUGCAUGUCAUUGUUUUUCCUCUUUAAAAAAUGAUGCAAUGUAAUUUAUUUCCCUCAAUAAAUAAUUUAACCUUU
Messenger RNA from Sphaeramia orbicularis (orbiculate cardinalfish), 2490 nucleotides. RefSeq names its product gonadotropin-releasing hormone II receptor-like. Lineage: Eukaryota; Metazoa; Chordata; Actinopteri; Kurtiformes; Apogonidae. Gene Ontology annotation, molecular function: G protein-coupled receptor activity; peptide binding; protein-hormone receptor activity. Gene Ontology annotation, biological process: G protein-coupled receptor signaling pathway; cellular response to hormone stimulus. Gene Ontology annotation, cellular component: plasma membrane. The transcript is spliced from 4 exons. Bases 170 to 1345 code for a protein of 391 amino acids. The record is from RefSeq and is a predicted model, not a curated record.